CAAAUAGAAUCCUCUCUCCUUUUAAAUAAACCCUUUUAGAGAAAGCAAGAGCUAGAGUGAGAGUCUUCACGGUACCAAUAAUGAAACCCAAAAAGGUGGUAGUUUGAGAGGCAGAGAUAAUAGUGAAAAGGGUGGAAUCUAUUCGAAACCAGAACCACCCACCAAAACAAAUUUCAUUCCAACUUUGGACUGAGGUUUUGGAAUCUCUCUAUGUUUGGUCUAUGGCAUGCCUUGAGAAGAAGCAUUGCAUCCCAGAAACCACUGUUGGUUUUGUCUCAAUCGACGCUACCUUCUUUGAAAUGGUACAAAUUACCACAUUCUACCCACAUCAUUUCUUAAAAUGGAAUGGUCUUUUGCAUUUGAUUCUCCUCUCAAAUCAAUGGGGUUCUCUUCUUUCUUCCUCAGGUUCCUUUUCCUUUUCUUCAUCAUCUUUCCCAAUGUUUUAACGGUGCGGGGAUUCACGGGAACAUAUGGAGUGAAUUAUGGCAGGGUUGCAGACAACCUCCCUCGACCUGAAAGUGUAGCGACACUGCUGAAGGCAGCAAAGAUUAAGAAUAUCAGAAUUUAUGAUGCUGAUCAUGAAGUCCUCACGGCUUUCAAUGGUUCUGGCAUCGAAAUAAUGGUGUGUGUGCCAAAUGAGUUACUGAUAGAGAUGAGCGUGAACGAGGCUCGUGCCAUGGAUUGGGUGAAAGAAAAUGUGGAGCCAUUCCUCCCCCAAACAAAAAUUACUGGGAUUUCAAUGGGGAAUGAGAUUCUGGGGGUUGUUAGUCCAGAUGUCUGGGAGGCUUUGCUGAGUGCUACAAAAAAUGUUUACAAUGCCCUUGACCGACUCGGCCUAACUAAAGUAGUUAAGGUCUCAACCCCCCAUUCUGAGGCUGUAUUCGAUCAUUCCUUCCCUCCAUCUGCAUGUGUUUUUAGGGAUAAUAUUCUUCCAUACAUGAAACCACUUCUGCAAUUCUUUUCGCAGAUUGGUUCUCCUUUCUAUAUCAAUGCUUACCCAUUCCUUGCCUAUAAGAGUGAUCCUGAACAUAUUGACAUUAAGUAUGCCCUUUUCCAAAAGAAUUCUGGGAUUUAUGAUGCCAAAACUAAAUUGCAUUACGACAACAUGUUUAUGGCUCAAAUUGAUGCUGCUUAUUUUGCUUUGGAGAAAGUUGGUUUUGGGAAGAUGGAUGUCAUUGUUUCAGAAACUGGUUGGGCUUCUAAUGGGGAUGAAACUGAUGCAGGGGCUUCACUAAAAAAUGCGAAGACUUACAAUUAUAAUCUGAAAAAGCUGUUAGCAAAAAAGAAGGGGACCCCCUACAGACCUAAAAAAGUUAUUAAGGCAUAUAUUUUUGCCUUGUUUAAUGAGAACAAGAAGUUCGGGCCGCUCUCUGAGAGAAAUUUUGGACUGUUUAAAGCUGAUGGGAGCAUUGCAUAUGAUAUUGGGUUUACUGGACUUGUACCUUCCUCCGCAGCAUCAUCUCGUCUCUCCUCAAAGGAUAUUGGUCUGCGAGGCUGGUUUGGGUCAUGCUACUCGUUGCUUCUCACGACUUGUGCUUCAGUUCUGCUUUUGAUUUUGAUGUCUUGACUGGCUAUAGCUUCAAGCUCUCAUUACCUCUUCCUAUUGAUGCAGAAUUAGUUCAUAGAAGCACUCUGACAUUCUUAAAUGUGUACAAAUCAUUGUAAAGGAACAAACUGUUGAUUCAUUAUUAUUAUUAUUACUGUAUUUAACAACACGACUGGAAAUUGUUAAUAUGUUUUUGAAAUUGUUUAAGCAAUGUAAUGCAUUCUUUGUCAGAA
Molecule: messenger RNA, 1779 nt
Organism: Cornus florida
Lineage: Eukaryota; Viridiplantae; Streptophyta; Magnoliopsida; Cornales; Cornaceae
Product: glucan endo-1,3-beta-glucosidase 14-like
Exons: 3
Coding region: 341-1567 (408 amino acids)
Biological process (GO): carbohydrate metabolic process
Cellular component (GO): plasma membrane
Molecular function (GO): hydrolase activity, hydrolyzing O-glycosyl compounds
Source: RefSeq, a predicted model, not a curated record